Lecanosticta acicola is the source of this 4563-nucleotide messenger RNA. Lineage: Eukaryota; Fungi; Ascomycota; Dothideomycetes; Mycosphaerellales; Mycosphaerellaceae. The record is from the annotation of a GenBank genome assembly.
AUGGCCGCACCAAACGGAGGCAAUUACGACGCCACCGGUCCUCCGGCACCUUAUGAUGAAAUGGAGCACUCGGAGCCUCUGGCAGAAGAGCCACUGGAGCGGGUCCAUUCCGAGAGACACCUGAACGAGGAGACGGUGCUCGAUUACGGCGAGGCGGUCGAGAGCAGCUCCCACGACGAUGCCAGCGAUAUGGACAAGAACCAGAUCAAACCGCCACCCGUGGAGCGAACCCGAAGUAACUGGACCACCACCACAGGCACCAGUAUCGCCACCGAACCCGAACACCUCGCAGCAGAGCACGCAGCGCCGAGGAGACGGAAAUGGAGCGAGAAGAUCAAUCCCCUCAAACGCAAGACUCCUCCGCCCGUGCCUGCCGAACGCUUGCCAUCUCGAGAACACCAGGCCAGCUUCUUGAGUGUCCUGACCUUCCAAUGGAUAUCUCCUCUGAUGAGCGUGGGCUACCAGCGCCCCCUCGAGCUGACGGACGUUUGGUCGGUGAACCCGGACAGAAGUAUCGAGGUCCUCAAGACCAAGUUGUACGCCGCUCUGGAGUUCCGUCGACGCCGGAAGGACCUCUUUUCGCCCCUGGCCAUGGCUCUGUACGACACCUUCAAGAAGGAGUUCUGGAUUGGUGGUGUCUGCCAAUUCUUUGGUGCAAUCCUCCAGGUCGUCGCUCCAUUCACCAUGAAGUAUCUCAUCGCGUUCGCUGGACGAUCCUACGCUUCGCAACACAGUGCCGCUCCUGCGCCCUCCAUAGGCCAGGGCAUGGGGCUGGUCAUUGGCAUCACCGCCAUGCAGAUCAUGCAGUCCAUGUGCAUCAACCAUUUCAUCUACCGCGGUAUGAUUACCGGUGGCCAGUGCCGCUCCGUCUUGAUCAGCGUCAUCUUCGAGAAGGCUAUGAAGAUUUCCGGUCGGGCGAAAGCUGGUGGCAAAGCCUCAGGAGGUCCCACCGAAGCCAAGUCGGACUUCAAGCCUGGAAGUAAAGAGGAGAAGAAGUGGCUGAAGAAGCAAUUGGGCAACAACAACAACAACAACAACAACAACAAGGUUUCGGGUGAUGGGCAGGGCUGGGGCAACGGACGGAUUGUCAACCUCAUGUCGACCGACACUUACCGUAUCGACCAGGCAUGCGGAAUGGGCCACAUGAUCUGGACUUCUCCCAUUCAGGUUCUGCUGACGCUCGCAUUGCUGUGCAUCAACUUGACCUACAGUGCCCUCGCCGGUUUCGCCUUCAUCUGCCUGAUGAUGCCCCUGCUCGCACGCGCGAUCCGGAGUCUGAUGUCGCGACGCAAGUUCAUCAACAAGAUCACCGACCAGCGUGUGAGCCUUACGCAGGAAAUCCUUUCGUCCGUCCGUUUCGUCAAGUACUUUGGCUGGGAGACGAGCUUCUUGGACCGUCUCGGCGAGAUAAGAACUCGCGAGAUCAGCAAGGUCUCGUUCUUGCUCUCCAUCCGAAACGGCAUCAUGGCAGUCUCCAUGUCCUUGCCCAUCUUCGCCUCCAUGCUCGCUUUCAUCACGUAUUCGACGACGCAACACGUGCUCAACCCGGCUCCCAUCUUCUCCUCCCUGGCAUUGUUCAACUCGCUCCGUAUUCCCCUGAACUUGCUUCCGAUGGUCUUGGGUCAAGUCGUGGAUGCAAAUGCAUCCCUUGCCCGUAUUCAGGAGUUCUUGGGCGCCGAGGAACAACAAGACGACGCCUCCUGGGAGCCCGACGCGAAGAGUGCGAUCGAGAUCAAGGACGGUGACUUCACGUGGGAACGUAACACUACCCAGAACUCGGACGGUGCGCCAGGAGCGGAUCCGAAGGGUAGCAAGCAGCUGAAACAAGAGAAGAAGGACGCCAAAGCCAAGGCAAAGGAAGGGAAGAAGCGCUCAGAGCUGGCGGAGAAGGAGAAGCUUGAUGAGGUUCCGACUAGUCCGACUCCCACCAGCGAUAGCCAUGAGGAGGAGGAAGAGAGCCCAUUUGCUGUGAAGAAUAUCAAUCUGAGCAUUGGUCGAGGGGAACUCGUCGCCGUCAUAGGAUCUGUGGGCUCUGGCAAGACGUCGCUGCUUGCCGCAUUAGCCGGAGACAUGCGCAAAACGAACGGCAGUGUCACGUUUGGCGCAAAUCGUGCAUUCUGCCCGCAAUACGCCUGGAUUCAGAACGCCACUGUCAAGGACAACAUCAUAUUUGGCAAAGAGUACGACAGAAGGUGGUAUGAUCAGGUUGUCGAUGCUUGUGCCCUUCGGCCCGAUCUAGAGAUGCUGCCAGCUGGUGACCUGACCGAGAUUGGAGAGCGAGGUAUCACUGUCUCAGGAGGACAGAAGCAGCGAUUGAACAUUGCCCGUGCAAUCUACUUCAAUGCUGAUAUCGUGCUUAUGGAUGACCCUCUCUCGGCCGUCGACGCUCAUGUUGGAAGGCAUAUCAUGGACAAUGCCAUCUGCGGCUUGUUGAAAGGCAAGGCUCGUGUUUUGGCGACACACCAGUUGCAUGUGCUCAACCGAGUGGAUCGCAUCGUGUGGAUGAAAGAAGGUGGCAUCCACAAGGUGGCCACAUUCCCAGAGCUCAUGGCGAACGAUUCCGAAUUCCAGGAGCUGAUGAAGACUACCGCAACGGAGGAGCAUCAAGAGGAAGAGGAGCAUGCGAAUGACGAUGAAAGGGAAGAGGAGAAGAAGCAAGCUCGGAAGAAGAAGGGCCGCAAGCCAGCAGGUGCGCUGAUGCAGCAGGAAGAGCGAGCAGUGGACAGUGUCGGCUGGAGCGUCUACGCAGCAUACGUCAGGGCUUCUGGAUCGCUGCUUAUUGCGCCUUUGGUUCUAGUCCUCCUCGUCAUCUCGCAAGGAGCAAACAUCUUGACCAGCUUGUGGCUCUCAUACUGGACCUCCUCGAAAUGGAACCUCUCCAUGGGCACCUAUAUCGGGGUAUACGCGUCGCUCGGCGUGUUGCAGGCACUCUUGAUGUUCGCCUUCUCGGUCACUCUCACCAAAUGCGGCACAAAAGCGUCACGAGUCAUGAUGAAUCGUGCUAUGUACAGAGUCUUGCGCGCUCCCAUGUCCUUCUUCGACACGACACCUCUUGGCCGAAUUACGAACCGCUUCUCAAAGGAUGUCGAUACCAUGGAUAAUACGCUGACGGAUUCGAUGCGCAUGUUCUUCCUCACAAUGGCUAUGAUUCUCUCGGUGUUCAUCCUGAUCAUCGCGUACUACUACUACUUCGUGGUGGCCCUGGUACCUCUGACGAUCGCAUUCCUGUUUUCCGCUGGCUACUAUCGAGCAUCUGCACGAGAAAUGAAGCGACACGAAGCCGUCUUGCGCAGUGUUGUCUUUGCCCGUUUCUCCGAGGCUGUCAACGGAACGCCCACAAUCAGAGCGUACGGCGUGCAAAAGCAAUUCUCUAAGCGCGUGGACGACUCAGUCGACUCCAUGGACGGUGCUUACUUCUUGACCUUCGCAAACCAGCGCUGGCUCUCCACCCGACUUGAUGCCCUGGGCAAUCUACUGGUCUUCACAGUCGGUAUUCUGGUAGUCACUGGACGUGCUUCGAUCAAUCCUAGUACCGGUGGCCUGGUUCUCUCAUACAUUCUGUCCAUCGUGCAGAUGAUCCAGUUCACCGUCAGGCAGCUUGCCGAAGUCGAAAACAACAUGAAUUCCACUGAGCGAUUGCACUUCUACGGAACCCAAUUGGAGGAGGAAGCUCCUCUACGUCUCGGCGACGUCCGUGCCGAGUGGCCGGAGAAAGGAGAAAUCGACUUCGAUAAUGUGCAAAUGCGAUACCGUGACGGAUUACCCCUUGUACUUAAGGGGCUGACAAUGAAGGUUCGCCCUGGUGAGCGCAUCGGUAUUGUUGGUCGAACCGGCGCCGGGAAGUCCACCAUCAUGUCGACUCUCUUCCGAUUGGUAGAGCUCUCGGGAGGCAGCAUCUCCAUCGAUGGAGUCAACAUUGCCAAGAUUGGCCUUCACGAUCUCCGGUCACGACUGGCCAUCAUUCCGCAGGAUCCCACGCUUUUCCGCGGCACCAUCCGGAGCAACCUGGAUCCGUUCAACGAGCACUCGGAUCUUGAACUCUGGAAUGCCCUUCGACAGGCCGAUCUUGUCGGCGCCGAGCAGAGUCUCGAGGACGAAUCCGGACGGAUCCACCUCGACACCCCCGUCGAAGAUGAAGGUCUCAAUUUCUCUCUGGGUCAACGACAACUCCUGGCGCUGGCUCGUGCUCUGGUCAGAGGAUCCCAAAUCAUCGUCUGCGACGAAGCCACAUCUUCCGUCGACUUCGAAACUGAUCAGAAGAUCCAGCGAACAAUCGUGAGGGGCUUCAAGGGCAAGACACUUCUGUGUAUUGCGCAUCGUCUGAAGACCAUCAUCGGUUACGAUCGCAUCUUGGUCAUGGAUCAGGGCAAUGUGGCGGAGCUGGAUAGCCCUAUCCAGCUGUACGACCAGGGAGGCAUUUUUAGGAGUAUGUGUGAUCGCAGCGGGAUUCGGAGAGAAGAUUUCUUCGAAAGCGAAGAGGCGCGCUUCUCGGCUGAAAGUCCAGAAUUGGAGAAGACGCUGAGUAGAGCCAUCAUGCCCUCAUCCGAUGAGAAGGGAGAAUGA